AUGAAAUAAAUAAUCAUUUUAGCUUUACUCCUAAUCUUGGUUCUUGGAGAUUAACAUUAGAACAAACACAACCAUUAUAAGCAUAAAAAAGGACAUGCAUUUAAGUGGGUUCUCAUUUCAAUCUUUGCUGUCGGAGCAUUUUUUGUAAUCAGAAGAAUAGUGAGAAGAAGAAGACACUUAAAGAAAAUGAAAAAAUAAAGAAUGAACAACCUAUCAGAAACUGUUGUCUAUGGAGAACCAAUGAAUGAUAAUGUUCAACAGCCUCAGUUUUAUGCUGUUCCAAUUGAACAAUACAAAUAAUUUAAAAAUUGGUUGAACUAAUAACAAUAACAACAAUAAUAAGAGGCUUUACUUUAAUAAUAAUAAUAGUAAUAGCAGAUCCAACAAUAAAUAUUGUUAUAAUAAUAACAGUCGGCCCAAAGAGCUUAAAUCCCUUAACAACCUGUUACUGGGUAUCCAAUAUAUUAGCAAUAUCCUUAAUAAGUACCUUCAAUAGUUUACCCAUAGCUCUUGAACAAGAGUAAUGUAGAGAUUCAACUACCCGAAGUUAGGGUUCCAUAAUGAACUAUUCAUUAUUAAAAUAUACAUAACAUCAUUAUAUCACAAUUCUAUAAA
Messenger RNA from Paramecium tetraurelia, 615 nucleotides. RefSeq lists its product as uncharacterized. The transcript has 2 exons. The record is from RefSeq and is a predicted model, not a curated record. NCBI's taxonomy places the organism in Eukaryota, Ciliophora, Oligohymenophorea, Peniculida, Parameciidae.